CUGCGCAUGCCUAAAAAUUCAGCUGACCAAGAUAAUCGCGGUAGAGCAAUGGCUUCGCCGGUACCGGAUAGCGGGUAUGGUCUGUUCAGCAUCAAGUACCUGAGCUUAGCAAUUCUUGCCAUCCAGAAUGCCUCUCUUAUUCUCACUAUACGGUACAGUAGGACUAUACCAGGGGAGCUCUAUAUUGCUAGCACUGUGGUAGCUAUAACUGAGGUUGUUAAAGGCAUUGUCUCCCUUGUGGUAAUGCUUUGGGAGAAAAAGGACCCCAUAGAGUGGCUAAAGUAUGUCUACUCCUCUACAUUUGGCCAAACCAAGGACAUGAUGUUGAUGGCUGUACCAGCCCUUAUAUACACUGUACAAAAUAAUUUGCAGUAUGUCGCCAUAUCCAAUCUUGAUGCUGCUGUAUUCCAGGUGACAUAUCAGCUAAAGAUCUUGUCAACAGCAUUGAUGUCUGUUCUGAUGCUAAAGAAACACCUAAGCAAGAUGCAGUGGUUUUCUCUGAUGUUGCUGUUUGUUGGGGUCUCAAUAGUCCAGCUUCAAGACAACGGCAAUCAACUGAAAACUCACCACUCAAUUAAGCAGAACUCCCUUCUUGGUCUUGCGGCAGUGGUUGCUUCUUGUAUCUGCUCUGGAUUUGCAGGUGUUUACUUUGAGAAGACCUUAAAGGCAACACAGACACCACUAUGGGCCCGAAACCUACAGCUUGCCUUUUUUGGCGCAAUUAUCGCCCUGUUAGGUGUCGCCUAUAAUGAUGGGGCGGCCGUGAAACAAAAAGGCUUCUUCUUCGGCUAUGGGCCUCUAGUCUACGGCAUAGUAUUCUCCCAAGUAUUUGGCGGUCUUCUGGUUGGAAUUGUGGUGAAAUAUGCCGAUAAUAUCCUCAAAGGCUUUGCUGCUGCUGUGGCGAUUGUUCUCUCAUGUAUAAUGUCUGUGUACAUGUUCGGUUUUAAGCUGUCGGUAGAGUUCGUAUCAGGGGCAAGUCUUGUUAUUAUCGCUAUAGUGUUGUACAGUAAGGGGCAGGUCAGGGCCACUAAGGCACAAGCUAAUGUCUCGAACGGUGUCGAGAGUUCGGUAAAGUCGGAAAAGCAGUCAUAGCAAUCAGUACCCGGGGGAAUUUUGAGGUGUAGAACUGAAGAUUGUGUCAAAAUCGUCUGACCCUUCAAAAGGAGUUGUUAUGUGCAGUGCAAACUAAUUUAUUCGUUUUUACCUUGUAAAGAUCUACUAACCUCUUUGUAUAAGUAAUAACAGUAUCCUGUAUUAUUGUAAGUUCCAUAAUCUUCACAACUUGGACUUUAUGCGUUUUUGUCUGUUUGUGAUUUGAGAACAAUCCUUUUUUUUUCUUCAACGACGUCUUCAUUCCGUGUUCGAGGACCCAGCGCUGACUACUGGUUCCCCGAUGGUAUACUAGAUAUAUAUUUGGUAUAACUACAGAUAAGCUGUAUAAAAUCAAGGCAUAUGCAGAAAACAUAGCACUAGUUCUACGAGAAUGCUAAAUUGCAAAGCUAUUGUAUUUUUUAAAUGCAAUGGUUCAACAGGGGCGUAACGGACCUUGAAAUACCGGGGGGGGGGGGGGGGGCUCACGAUACAGAGACAUUAAAGACCCCGAGCCCCCCCCCCUCCCAGCUACAGGCGGUACGGCACUGUUCAUGUAGGCUCAUUCACACUACACUUGUUGAAAAAUUGUCGAAAAACUACUGUCUUUGCCAGUUCUACACCUGAAUAUUCUCCUGGACAUAGAACAGAACCCUAACAUAUUUGCGAUAAAUCUUUGUCAACAAAAGGUCGACAUUUUAUAAAUGCGAUAUUAUUAUACUUCUACAAAAGACCAUGACUUCUAUUAUAUAGCAAAGUAACAUCGAGGGAUUAUAUUUGCCAAAACUAAUAUUCCUAACAGAUGAAGAAGUCCUGUAUCUCAAAUUUUAAUCUUAUAAAAAAAUUUAUUUAA
Messenger RNA from Nematostella vectensis (starlet sea anemone), 1942 nucleotides. Its product is annotated as UDP-galactose translocator. Gene Ontology annotation, cellular component: Golgi membrane. The coding region runs from base 7 to 1092 and encodes 361 amino acids. Gene Ontology annotation, molecular function: pyrimidine nucleotide-sugar transmembrane transporter activity. The record is from RefSeq and is a predicted model, not a curated record. Lineage: Eukaryota; Metazoa; Cnidaria; Anthozoa; Actiniaria; Edwardsiidae. The transcript has 5 exons. Gene Ontology annotation, biological process: pyrimidine nucleotide-sugar transmembrane transport.